AAUUUUACAGCAUGUCUGUCGCGUUACACAGUCCCAAAACAUUUCAUCGCUUCAAAGAUUUUCCAACCGAAAUACAAGAUUGACGAAGAGAUUGAGAAUCUCACAGAGGGUCGCAUCAUCAAGGUCAUGCAGCGGAAAUUACAGCAGACCAUUCGGCGAUGGCAGGAGAUUAAUGAAGAUUCUCAAUCGAUUACAGACCCCUUGUCACGAGCUAUGGAGCCUUUUCGAAAUAUCAAUUCUGAUGCCAUGAUACCUCCCCUCGAACAGAGAACGCUUGAUCGCGGAUUGAACUGCCAUAUGAAAGAACCAUCACUGAUUUACGGGCUAGAUGGUGGGAGACGGAAAGAUUGGGAAAAGGUCAAAUUCUUAGCCAUAGAACUCCCGGUUGACUAUUUUACAGGAGUGGGUCGAGAAACCGGAUCGGACAUCGACUUCCAAAUAUUCUUAUCGAUUAAUUUCUGUUAUUUCACUGGUCUGAAGCAAUUUACCGUAGUAUAUUAUGACUACUCUGGACAAAAUGAUGACGACAAUCUGACUUUUUUUGAGCCAAUCUGUCUUGAAGACGCAGUUUCAGUUUUGCGUCGGGGAUUUGCUGAAAUCUUACAAGAAUUCGAAAGCUACAAUCACCCUCUGGCUCCAAGACUUAUACACUAUGAUUAUCUUAAAUAUCUACUUCGAACAUAUUCGACAUAUGUAAGAAGUGUAGAACGAGAUACAGGAGCGCCUUUUAAAGCUCCGGCGGACGAAUCAUUGUUCAUAAAGGUUGUUAUCGGACCUAGCUGUCAGAGAAUCUUGGAGAAUGCACGCCAAGAUUACCUUAGAAGACAUAGGGAGAUGAAGGGACGAGCAGAAACAUCAUUGCCAAAGCUUGAUGAAAUACAUGCUAGAGAGUCGAACAUGAGUCUUGAUAUACAUCCAUAUUAA
Molecule: messenger RNA, 924 nt
Organism: Botrytis fragariae
Lineage: Eukaryota; Fungi; Ascomycota; Leotiomycetes; Helotiales; Sclerotiniaceae
Exons: 3
Source: RefSeq, a predicted model, not a curated record